Messenger RNA from Penicillium nucicola, 2181 nucleotides. RefSeq names its product GTPase-activating protein GYP6. NCBI's taxonomy places the organism in Eukaryota, Fungi, Ascomycota, Eurotiomycetes, Eurotiales, Aspergillaceae. Gene Ontology annotation, molecular function: GTPase activator activity. The record is from RefSeq and is a predicted model, not a curated record. The transcript is spliced from 6 exons. Gene Ontology annotation, biological process: activation of GTPase activity. The coding region runs from base 1 to 2181 and encodes 726 amino acids.
AUGAGAACCAUUGAGGAGACACGAAAACGAUGGGACAUCUUGUUCACCGACAAUAAUACGACCUCCGACCUCCGAGCGACCUUGCGAUCCGACCAGGGCGGGAACCUAUGCGACGAUGGGCUGAGAUCAGUUUGCUGGAAGGCAUUUCUGGUUUUCGACGGCCUAGAUCGAAAUGAAUGGGCGGCCAAGCUCGACGAAUCCCGCGACACCUAUGGUGCGCUCCGAGAUCAUUUUCUGAAGUAUAUCAACCACCCGGACGACAUAGACUCGAGUGUCGAUCCGUUGGCAGACGAUGCAGAGUCUCCUUGGCAAACGCUUCGAAAGGAUGAGACGCUGCGCGCCGAAAUUUUACAAGAUGUCGACCGAUGCCUGCAAGAAAAUUUCUUCUUUCAAGAGCCUGCUACAAAGUCUAAGUUGACUGAAGUCUUAUUUGUCUACUCCAAGCUCAAUCCAGAUGUGGGUUAUAGACAAGGAAUGCAUGAACUGCUCGCACCAAUUCUUUGGGCAAUUGACCGGGACUCGGUGAAGCCACAAUCUGGAAAGUCUGAUCCAGCCAACGAUAAGGACCAGGAACUGAUGCUUCAACUUCUUGACCCUCAUUUCGUGGAGCAUGAUUCCUUUACGCUGUUCCUUUCUGUAAUGCAGACAGCUCGCAUCUACUAUGAACACAGUGAGACACGAUCUGCAAAUGGUCAGGCAGAAGUGAUUCCAAUAGUAGAUCGUUGCCAAUAUCUGCACAAAGAGGCUUUGAUGAUUAUUGACCACGAACUCGCGGAACACCUCGAAGCAGUUGAUGUUCUACCUCAGAUUUUCUUGACUCGCUGGAUGCGCCUCCUCUUUGGACGGGAAUUUCCAUUUGAUGAUGUCUUACUCAUGUGGGAUCUCCUAUUUGCUCAUGGACUACGGUCUGAUCUCGUUGAUUUCACCUGCAUAUCUAUGCUUCUCAGAAUCCGCUGGCAAUUGCUCGAGGCAGACUACUCGACUGCAUUGACAUUAUUACUUCGCUACCCUUCACCUCAUCCACAUGAACCGCAAACCUUUGUGCACGACGCAUUGUACUUGGAACAGAAUCCUACCGCCGAACGUGGUAACUUUGUCAUUUCAAAGUACUCCGGUAGACCCCCAGAACCAAAGAGUCGUAGCCAAUCUGGCACAAGACGAAAGGCUUUUCUAUGGGAAGACUUCAAGAGACGAAGCGAAAGCACCUCACCCGCUCAUUCCCCUGCGCAGAACAACUCGAAAAGCCUAGAAGCAAUUUUCCAGGAUGUUUCACAGGGCAUUCAACGCCGGACAGAGGCUUGGGGUGUUGCCAAGGCUGUUCGAGGUGCUGUGACCGAAGCGAGGAAAAACAUGCAGACAAUGCAUUACGAACCAAAUCUCCGAGCUGCCUCUUCAAGACCCGGUACAGCCGCGUCAGCUUCUGAGGCUCAACCAUCAGCGCUUACAAUACCUGCGGCCACGGCUGCGCUGGAAUCGAAGAUUGACAGUCUCGAAGAAAGGAACAAGACAUUGGCAACUGCCCUUCGCGAGGCACUGAGUGAUCUUCACUUACAGCUGAACAAUGUCAAAGACAUUGAUCCCGGAACCAACGAUCUUAUGAAGCAAGCUUUGGCUAAAGCCGUGAGCGUGCAGGUUUGCCUCCAAGAUGCAUCUGUCCCAGUAGAGUCCAUCGAGCAACCACCGCGUGUAGACAAUGAAGCAAUUAGCCAGCAUGAGCUUCAAAAGACAACCGAUCUGAAAAUGGGCGAAAGAAAGCGCGACAUCCAAACUAGGGUUCAAUCGCAAGCACCAACUUCCGCUAACACGAAUACGGCCGGGUCAAGUGCCGAAAGUGGAACCUCCAAGCCUGUCCGCGUCGCCACGGCAAAUCGGAUAUACACUGACAAGCAAGCUGAGGGCGUGCGGGCAACUACCUCGCGAUCAAAUGUGCGCCCGUCCCUGACAGAUGCAGGGUUCUCAUGGAUGCUUGGUGGCGGCCGGAACCUAUCAGGAUUCGUUAGCUCCACGUCGCCGCCGCCGGAGCAGACACGCCAGCAGGACCAAGCCCAAGCCCGCAGACCCAGCACCUUGUUCGGAUCUGGCGGAGAUGAGAAUUCAGGGACAGACGCCGAAUCGGGUGAAUUGGCUCUACAUAGCCUUCGGGGCUCUCGGGAUCCUCUGUCAGGGGAUGGACCAUUGUGA